Callithrix jacchus (white-tufted-ear marmoset) is the source of this 4800-nucleotide messenger RNA. It is a transcript of the gene LZTS3, whose product is annotated as leucine zipper tumor suppressor family member 3. NCBI's taxonomy places the organism in Eukaryota, Metazoa, Chordata, Mammalia, Primates, Cebidae. Gene Ontology annotation, cellular component: dendritic spine. Gene Ontology annotation, biological process: regulation of dendritic spine morphogenesis. The record is from RefSeq and is a predicted model, not a curated record.
GGUUACUGCCCCUGGACGCCUCUUGCACCACAGCCGGUGGUCCUCGUGCCUGAGCGGGUCGUCUCUUGGCCGGGUUGGAUAAACCCGCGACGGCUCGUCCCGACCCUAUCUAGCAGACUUGCAAGGUCUCAAGGCAUCCGUUGGGAGGCCGCAUCCCGAAGAGUUGGCGCGGGAGAGGAAUGGGGCUCGGGGCUCCGAGUCGAGAGCCCCUUCCCCCAAGCAAGAGGGACUCCUCCUCUUCCUAGACGUGGGAUGGAGGGAGGGCGCUAUUCCAUUGGAUUUGUUGCAAAGGAACAAGUAGGGCUGAGUCCAAGCCCAAGGGCCUGGAGGGUAACGAGCGACCAGCGGAAGGGCUAGUGGCGGAUUUGGGGCGCCUUCGAGAGGGCGAGGCUUUUGGGGGGGGGAGGGUCCCACGCGCGGGCGGAGCGCAGCGACGAAGGGGUUAAGGCGCCGCGCCCCGCCCCAACCCGGGCAUUGGCUGCCCCGGGGGGCGUGGCCUGAGGGCGGGCUCGCGUUUGCCGCAGCCGCUGGUGGGCGGGGCCCGGGCGGGGAGCAGGAGGGGCGCGGAGCCGAUCCGGGCCCGCGCCGCGCGCCCAGCCGGGCGGGCUUCGGGCUGCACCAGCGAGCGGGACCGGUGGCGCCGGAGUCGGAGACCCUGCGUCGGACCCUGAGGCAGCGAGUAAGUGAGACAGGCCCAUCGUGGCAUCCCUCCUGGCUCCGACCUGCUGCUGUGCCUCCUGCACUGCGCGGCACGUCAGACCGGACUCAGACUGGAGGAGAAAACCGCAGUCCAGGAUGGCUCAGUCCUCCCCUCCAAAGUCGCGCAGCUGGUUUGGGCCGAGCCCUGACUGCGAGAGUGAGGCACAUGGCCCCUGCAGACCGGGCCUCGGAGGGUCCCAGGCUUGAGGAUCCGUCGGCCCCUCACCCCCUUGGAAAGUGCCCUCCUGGCUUAGUCAUGGCGAAGCUGGAGACACUGCCUGUGCGAGCUGACCCAGGGCGGGAUCCUCUCUUGGCCUUUGCCCCACGGCCCUCUGAGCUUGGACCCCCGGAUCCCCGCCUGGCCAUGGGCAGCGUGGGCAGUGGGGUGGCCCAUGCCCAGGAGUUUGCCAUGAAGAGCGUGGGUACCCGUACAGUGGGUGGGGGCAGCCAGGGCAGUUUCCCUGGCCCCCGAGGCAGCAGCAGUGGGGCCAGCAGGGAGAGGCCAGGCCGCUACCCCUCAGAGGACAAGGCUCUCGCCAACUCCCUCUACCUCAAUGGCGAGCUGCGGGGCAGUGACCACACCGAUGUCUGUGGCAACGUAGUUGGCAGCAGUGGUGGCAGCAGCAGCAGUGGUGGCAGCGACAAAGCCCCACCGCAGUAUCGUGAGCCCGGCCACCCACCUAAGCUCCUGGCCACCUCUGGCAAGCUAGACCAGUGCUCAGAGCCACUAGUCCGGCCAUCAGCCUUCAAGCCUGUCGUACCCAAGAAUUUCCACUCCAUGCAGAACUUGUGCCCCCCGCAGACCAAUGGGACUCCUGAGGGACGACAGGGCCCUGGUGGCCUCAAAGGCGGACUGGACAAGUGUCGGACCAUGACUCCAGCGGGUGGGAGUGGGAGCGGCCUCUCAGACUCAGGCCGGAACUCCCUCACCAGCCUGCCCACCUACAGCUCCAGCUAUAGCCAGCACCUGGCGCCCCUCAGUGCCUCCACCAGCCACAUCAACCGCAUUGGCACUGCCAGCUAUGGUAGUGGCAGUGGUGGCAGCAGUGGUGGGGGGUCGGGCUACCAGGACCUGGGGACCUCUGAUAGUGGACGGGCCUCCAGCAAGAGCGGGUCGUCAUCAUCCAUGGGGCGGCCAGGCCACCUGGGCUCUGGGGAGGGUGGAGGUGGAGGCCUGCCAUUUGCGGCCUGCUCACCGCCCUCGCCCAGUGCACUCAUCCAGGAGCUGGAGGAGCGGCUGUGGGAGAAGGAGCAGGAGGUGGCAGCUCUGCGGCGCAGCCUGGAGCAGAGCGAGGCGGCAGUGGCCCAGGUGCUGGAGGAGCGGCAGAAGGCGUGGGAGCGGGAGCUGGCCGAGCUGCGGCAGGGCUGCAGCGGGAAGCUACAGCAGGUGGCCCGCCGUGCCCAGCGUGCCCAGCAGGGCCUACAGCUGCAGGUGUUGCGGCUGCAGCAGGACAAGAAGCAGCUGCAGGAGGAGGCGGCCCGGCUGAUGCGGCAGCGGGAAGAGCUGGAGGACAAGGUGGCCGCCUGCCAGAAGGAGCAGGCCGACUUCCUGCCCCGGAUGGAGGAAACUAAGUGGGAGGUGUGCCAGAAGGCUGGCGAGAUCUCCCUCCUGAAGCAGCAGCUGAAGGACUCGCAGGCGGAUGUGUCGCAGAAAUUGAGUGAGAUCGUGGGGCUGCGCUCGCAGCUGCGGGAGGGCCGGGCCUCGCUGCGGGAGAAGGAGGAGCAGCUGCUCAGCCUGCGGGACUCCUUCAGCAGCAAGCAGGCCAGCCUGGAGCUGGGCGAGGGAGAGCUGCCUGCCGCCUGCAUCAAGCCGGCGCUGACCCCCGUGGACCCGGCUGAGCCACAGGAUGCUCUGGCCACCUGCGAAAGCGACGAGGCUAAGAUGCGCCGUCAGGCCGGGGUGGCCGCCGCCGCCUCCUUAGUUUCCGUGGACGGGGAGGCGGAGGCCGGCGGGGAGAGUGGGACGCGGGCCCUGCGGCGGGAGGUGGGGCGGCUGCAAGCCGAGCUGGCGGCCGAGCGGCGGGCCCGGGAGCGCCAGGGUGCCAGCUUCGCAGAGGAACGCCGCGUGUGGCUGGAGGAGAAGGAGAAGGUGAUCGAAUACCAGAAGCAGCUGCAGCUGAGCUACGUAGAGAUGUACCAGCGCAACCAGCAGCUGGAGCGCCGGCUGCGGGAGCGUGGGGCCGCAGGGGGUGCGAGCACGCCCACUCCCCAACAUGGCGAGGAGAAGAAGGCAUGGACCCCCUCCCGCCUCGAGCGCAUUGAAUCUACAGAAAUCUGAUGGACCUGGGCACUCGGCCUUAUGACAAAUGCCCUGUCAAAAGGCCAGAGUCCCCAGUGUCCCCUCCCCUCCACCUCUUUUCCCCGUAGACCCCAUAUCCCCAGACCAAAGAGGUUCUCUAAGCAGCUGUGACCAGGUUCCUCCCUCCUCACUUGCUCUCCCAGCUCCAGCACUGCCCCUGUGGCAUCCCACUCGGACCCUCCUAAAAGAAGGGAAUAGGGGGAGGGCAGGGCAAGUGAGGGUGAUUCUAGGUGGUGGGGUAGUCAUGCUCCCUUUCUUGGCACCCCCUUGAUGGAGAUAGAGGCAGCAGGCCUGCAGUGAUGAGGUGCCCCAGUCCUUCUGGGGUUCUGGGCUGCUACUGUUGGCCCCCCGGUGUCUAGUGAUGCUCACUGUGUUCACCUCCUAGGCCAAAGGAGCCUGAAGGGGCCUGCACAGGGUUUGCUGAAACUGACAGACCCUGGGCUCCUGACCUCUCUCCUCCCUGUAGUCCUCUCCUUCCCUGGGUAGAUUGGCAGGACAAGUGGGAGCAGAUGGCCUGCCUGUGGUUGAGAGGGCUACCUGCCCAGCCCCUCCCCCACCAAGGUCUCUUGGGCUCAGGCCUCAGUGCCUGGCCUGGUCGUGAGUGUGUGUCCCUAUGUGUGUGUUGCGGGAGGGGAGGGCUGGGGCUGGAAGUCCAGCACCCAGGGAAGAUCUGCCCUCCUGUUCUUGGGAAGGGUUGCCUGACGGCUUCUCGACUCUACCCUCACCCUUCUGGCCAGGAUCCCGCAGGGCAACAGCCCCAUCUGCUUGACUGACCCACACCCAGGGCCACUGUCCGGCUCUAAUACAGCUAUUAAGUGCUACCUGCCUCUCAGGCACUCUCCCCCCCCGGUUUCUGAGGUCAGACGAGUGUCUGCGAUGUCUUCCCGCACUAUAUUCCCCAGCCUCUUUCUGCUUUCACGCUCAGCAUAUCAUCUUCCUAGGCAGCCUCCCCCAGAGUCUCACCUUUUCUUCCAGUAGAAAAUUCUGCUUGACCUUUGGUGCACUGCCCACUUCCCAGCUCCACUGGCCCAAGUCUGAGCCGCAGGCCCUUGUUUCAGGGGCAGGGGGAGGGUUAGACGUGAUUGCCCUUGAAGAACAAGGCUGACCUGAGAGGUUCCUGGCACCCUGAGGUGGCUCAGCAUCUGCCCAGGGUAGGCCUGGCAUGAGGGGUUAGGUCAGCCAAUGUCAGUUCCUUCUCUUGGGGCCCUCUCAGAGUCCAUCUCCCCAAGACAGGAAGGGAAAAGCAAAUUUCUAAUUCACCAGCAAUAAAAAUUGGAGGAGGCUUGGCCCUCAGCCCUUAUAUUUCUCUUUUUUCACUCUCUCUUUCUCCCACCCCCAAGACUGAGUUUGGGGGGGCAGGGUGGAGAGAGCUGGCAACUACUGUGAGCAAGUCCCCCAGCCCCUGACCAGCCUCCUCCCAUGACUGGUGACUGUUUAAUGAGCUGUGCAUCCCCCACAAAAACAUGAGUGCCCCUCUGUGUGGCCUCUAACCCUCUGCACAGCCCUUCUAGGUGGUCCUCACCAGUUCUCAGAGCUGGGUGGGAGGCCACCCUGGCAACCACUGCCCAUUCCAUUUACCCCUCACUGCACCUGCCCUAGAACCUGGGCCUAGGCCACAGGGGCAGGGAGAAGAGAAGGCAUUAGUAAGAAAAAAAAAUAUGAACAGACUCAGCUUUGGGACGUCCAACCACAAAAGAAAUUAUAUACAAAUAUAUAUAAAUAUAUAUCUCUACCAUAUGUGAUGGAAAGACUUUGUUUUCCUUUCCCAAAGAAAUAAAAUGGAGAAAGCCUCUUGAGUGGUA